GAUAAAACAUAUGAUUCACACAAACAAAUGGAUCAGAAAAUACUUUAUUAUUGACGGACAGACAGACAGACAUAAUAGGAUGGCAUCCAAGAGAGGACCUAAAGUCAAAAUGUUGGCAAUGCCGACAACUAACUUCAUUGCAUUGGGUACCACAUCAUCGACAGCGCCAUCAACACAGUUAGGAGCGUCGUCUAUGAAGACGGCGCCCAAACGAGAACCAACUGAAUCAACCGGUGCCGGCUCUUCGCUUCCCAAGAAGUCCAAACUGCAAAUGUCACACCAUAUGACCCGAUCAUCCGGUAGUGUUGGUGUACGUCGAGAAUCAGGCGAUCAAUGGGAAGAAGUGGCAAAAGAAGUAGAUCCCAAUCAACUACUUGAUAAAGUUAUUGAUGCCGAAGAUGUAAGCGAUGAAAGAGUUGAAGCACUUCUUUGUGGUGCAGUUCGUCAGUUGCGAGUAAUGAGACUAAAGCCCGAUUCGGCGUUAUAUCUGACACUCUGCUAUUUGGCCAAAACGCGUCCACUUUUAUUUUGUACCGAAGUUGUUGUCGAAGCGUUUUGUUCUCUUUUAAAGAGAGAUUCAGUCGUUGGAUUUAAGCAAAAAGUGGCCAAUAAUUCGGUGGCUGUAUUGGCCACUAAUAUAUUGUUGGCCGUAUAUCACGACGAAAACUGUUGGCCCGAAACAUUUCUUAAAGUCUUUGUCGACGAUUCGUUAGGCGAUCGGUUUUGGGUCGAUAACGAAGAAUGUAAAGGUUUUGUAGACAAUAUAUUGGCCUCAUUUAGCACACGAUUACCACCAAAAUCAUUACUUCAACAAGAAGUACUAACGACCACUAAAGCAACUGAACCAUCAAAUGCUACAUCGAGUCCAAUCCAUGCCAUACUUGGAGACGAGACAUCAAUUGACGAAACAGUAGGUUUCGAAACAAGUGGUGAAACAAAAGAUAAUUUAGACAACAUUUCGGUAAUGUCUCGCUUUGCACACAACGAGACAUUUGUUGUUCAAUAUGUGACUGAUAUUAUCAACGAAGGACUAAAUCGUCGACCGACUCCUGGAAGUGAAGUUCCACGAAAUUUGCUGAAACUUCUUAUAUCUACUGCAGGUAUACCAGCUGUACGACUGAUUAUUGCACAAAAAAUUGAAAGUUGGUUAAUCAGUACAAAGACAAUUAGAAUUUCUAUGGAUCUGAUGCUCACUCUAUGUCUUAAUUGCAAUGAAAAUGAUACAGAAGUGGUGACACAAUUGGUUAAAAUGCGAUUAAAGACUAAACCAUUGAUCACUCAUUUUAUUAAUUGUAUAAAAGAAAUGAUUAAUCAAAAAGAGGAGACAUUUAAACUUGUUUUGCGAACAAUUUUCUAUAAUGAGAUAUCUCCGUCAAGAAGUUUAAAUAAUAUUCAAGUAAUAUCAGUAAUAUUUCAAACAUCACCGAUAAAAGCGACUAAAGUAUUGGCUGAAGUCUAUCAGGAGUUGAUUUACUCAAAAGAUGAUUAUUUGAAAACAAUGAGAGGAUUAUUACGUGAAAUAGUGAGAGCUUUACGUCACGAACACUUGAAUUUGUUAACAUUUGCACAAAAUCUGAUCGAAGAUUGUCCAGCAUUUGCUACAUUAGAUCCAUCCGAUUCUGUUAUCAAAGAGAGAGCUGUCGUCACAAUUACUGAUUUGUUUACAAUGAUUAUGUUUCUCAGUCUAAGUCCUGCUGUUAAAGAAGCCUUUUCUACAUCAAAACCCGAUCGUAAAGAAAUUAUUCGCAAUUAUCAAAUGCAAAUUGCAAACAUUCAACGUAUUGCUAUUUAUUGGUUACAGAAAACAGUGAUCAAAUUAUUUAGACCCGAUCGCAAUGAAUACCUUCAUUGCUUAAAUAAAGUGUUAUUUAUGGAGAGUGCAGAACACUAUUAUAAUAGAGACAACUGGCCGCCAGAAAAUGAUCGAAAUCUUAUGUUCCGAAUGACAUCUGAGGUACCACUUCUUGAGGAGACAUUAAUUAGAGUUUUAACGAUGGGAGCAGCAAAAGACAAUCCAUUGUCAUCAUCUGAAGCCAUAGAACUAUCGGAUGCAUUGAUCAAAAGAGCGGCCACUAUUACCGAUUACGAUUUGAUUACAACACCUGUACUUCAAAUUUGUGAUAAACAAAUAUUUACACUAUUAAUGACAAAUGCCAUUUAUAGACAUCCAGAAAACAUAACACUUCCACAGAAUUAUGAUCCGCCAAAGAUGGCAAUUAGCGAUCUUUAUUGGAAAGCAUGGAUUCAAUUGUUAAUACUUACGGCACACAAUCCGUCUGAGUUCGGAACACUUGCGUGGGAUAGUUAUCCUACUCUUGGAGUACUCAUUGAAAUGUCAAUAACAAAUCAUUUUGAAUUUCCUCCGCCGACCAAAAUCGGCGACGACUUGAUUAACCGCGAGUUGCAAAUGAGUGCCAUUGAAAAACAACAAAUUCUUCAGUUCGAACAAUAUUUAGCCGCCGCCUCAACCAAAGUACAAAUUAAUGAAAGCAAUAGUUUGUUACUUUCGAAACUAAUAUCAAUGGAUCCAUUGGGAUCAGCUCGCAAACCGCCAUCCAGUGUAUUGGAACAGUUCAAACAAUUCAAUACACUUUUACGUUUGGGUCAUCUAUUAUGUCAGUCUAGAAAUCCUGAUUUUUUACUCGAGAUUAUUCAAAGACAACAAAAACAAUCGGGUGUUCACUCAACAUCAGCACCGAUGCCAUGGCUGGUAGAAUUGGUUGAGUCUAAUGAUAAUAACUUCGGAAUGCUACCUGUCCAAUGUUUAUGUGAAUUUCUUCUGGGACAAAUUAGUGAAGAAGAAUCUAUGCCACCAAUACUCACAACCGACUCAAGCAUUAAACACGAAAAAAGUCGUCGAAAAGAGAAAAGAAGAAAACAAUUGAAACUUAUUUCUCAUUUGCAGACAAUAAUUGCCAGUCAGUCGACCAGUUCUAAGGAAUUGAUUGAGUAUUUUAUGAAACGGCUUACUUUCCAACAGUCGACUUCAAGAACUUUGGCCUCGAAAGCACUAUCGCUUGUUUUAACUACUAAUAUAGAGUCUGAAGAUAAACCUAUUGAUGAUAAACCACUGAUGUUUACAGAUGUUAAUGUAUGGCUUAAUCAAAAAUUACCAUCGAAUCCAAACUUUGCAUUUAUUAAGACAUCUGCUUGUGAUGCUCUCAGACCCGCUAUUUUAGUUGAAACUGUUCCGAGUUAUGUCUGUUAUUACAUACAAUUUCUUUCACUUUACGGUGAUAUCGGAAGCAUAGAGUUGGCCAUUGAUUGUUCAAAUAUUCUCAUUGAUAGACAACUGAUUACAAACUGUAUAAUACAGGACAAACAAUUGAGAAAUAUAUUUUUAGAUUCGUUGACAAAAAUAUUUUUAGCUCAUUUGGUUGUCAAGAGACGACCAGCUCGUGAGGCAUAUUCAUGGACUGACGCUCAGGAUCACAUACUUGUCCAGUGGCCUAAUGAAGAAGCGGCUAUUUUACAUAUUAGUGUUGUGCACGCAAUGAUUAUUUUGUUAACAUUCGGUCCAUCCGAUAGUGACCAAAGUCCAUACAAACAGCUGUUCAAUACAUGGUUUUGUGAGCCUAUGCCACAAGCAUUUCUUGUCGAUACAUCCGAAGAGGCCCUUCUAAUACCCGAUUGGUUACGAAUUAAACUAUUAAAGUCUUCGUCACCACAACUUAGAACUAUUGCACUCAAAGAUAUUGAGUCCUCACAACUCAUACUAUUUAUUCAAUCGUCCGGAUUAUCCAUUUCAUCGAUGGAGUGCUUAUUAGGAGCAUUAGAUUCGGCCGUAGAUAUUGAUUCAAAUGGUGUCAAAGAGGCUGUUAUGGAUGAGUCGCUUAUAUUACGUGUAGUUGAAGUUCAAUGGUUAAGAGGAGUUAAGACGGGACACAAAUUUGCUGACCUAUUGGGUUAUAACAAUAAUGAAAAAGAUAUCAUAACUGAUAAUAAAAUUGAUAAAAAAGAUGCUAAAGUUGUCGAAACAAAAAUUGAUCCAAAGUUUUCUGGUUUUAAAAGUGAUUUUAAACAUUUUCUGACUGAAGAUAAACAAAAUAUCGGUAAAUACAUAAUGAAAUUGUCGCGUGAAUUGACACAAGAAUUGUUUGAUAAGAAAAUAACAACAAAGAAGUUUACAAAAUUGUUUUUCACUGAAUUUAAGUCUCAAAUCAAUGCAUGUAUUGAUCUAAUAAAUAGAGGAGACUUUAAUUCAUUGUUUAAUACUAUUAUCACAUUUGCAAUAAACGAUAGCAAACAUUUGGGACUAAAAACAGAGAUAAUGUCGACACUGAAGAUACUGAAAGAAUGCACAGAAAUUAAGAAUAUAGCUUUUCUUAAUGUAUUUAAUAGAUUUACGACAACAUCGAAGACAAUACAAGAGACAAAAACAUCGAAAACUUCAAAAAAAGAGAAGAAAAAUCACACAAAAAGUAUCGAAGAAUUAGCAAAAAUUUUACUCAAAGAUAAUAACAGUUUAGAUGUUAGCAAAGGUUUACUAUUGGAAAAGUUUCACAAACUUGAACCCGAACUCGUGUGUUGUGAUUCACCAAAUGGUCACUUAGAGACACAACUAUUGUUUUCACAGAAUUGUCUUUAUUUAAUGUCAUUGUUGAUACAUAAGACACGUUUUGAGACAUUAAACUCUUGUAUUAAAAGUAUCUUAAGUGAUGACCAAUCACUAUGUGAUUUAAAUGCUACAGCAGUUCUAGAUUUUCUGACGGCAUGUCUUGGAUCUCCUAGACUUUGGAUCGGCAGAGAUCUAAGACAACCGAAACAUAUGGAAUAUGAAGACGUACUCAAAUUGAAUGACAAUCAGAUUAAAAAACUGAUUAAAUAUAUCAUCGAAGAGUCAAAUGUUGCCAAAAGAGUGUUAUUAGUUGUGAAAAGUUGUUGUUUUAAUAGCAAUCAAAUACAAUUAGUUGUCAAUACAUUGAAACAAAUUGAAGAUAAAGCAAGUGAUGAACGAUUGAUUGCCAGUGAACUACUUUUUCGUUUGUAUUUACAAAUCCCAAGCAUUGAACAACCGAUCAAAUUAUUUGAUAACUAUUUGAAAAUCAAUGGACUCGAGUCCAGUGCUAUCGAUUCAAUGACACACAAUCUAUUGACUGCUUUUACAAGUAUUGACACGAAUCCCAAUCGACAACAAAGUGGAUAUCUUAACGAUUGUGAGCUAUCAAUGCUUAAGUUGGCCUCAAAGCAUCCGAUUCUCUUUCUCAGACAAUUACCGAUGAUUCCGGCGCUCUUAAGGGGCAAGAGUUCCGUCACAUAUGAUGUGUUUAGAAGCAGAAACUAUUUGUUGACAUUUAAGAAGAUUUUAAAUAUUCUUCGACUUCUUAAGCCUCAUCUCUGGAAUAAACACGUUAAGGGUUUAAAUGAAUUACUUUCGCUAUACAUUCAACUAUUUGUCGAUUUUCACCGAAAUCCUGGCAAAGAAUUAUUGCCAUUAAUAUCACAAUUUUUGUAUCUAAUUGACGAUUGGAUUAAAUUUGAUUCCGAAUCAGCCAAAAGUUGGAUUAAACUCAACAGAAAGUCUAUUGUUGAUUUAUCGAUAGCAUUUCCGGAACAAAUGCUGUUUAAAUCGCUUUUAUCGGGUCUACCGUUUCAAUCGCAAUCUUUAAUUGAGAAACAGAUUUCAGAAAAUAUUUUGAUAAGACUUCGAGAGUCUAAAGGAAAUGUUGAGCGCAUGAAUCAAGUGCUCAACGAUUUGGACAAAUUAUCCGACUCUAAGCCCGAUGUCUUGGAAUACUUUGUGGAUGAUUUACGUCAACUAUAUUUUGAUGCAUUUACUCGUGAAAUGGCUUUUAAGUUGACUCUAAAGUUAUUAAAUUUUGACCCGAAUUUGGCCAAAACAUUUGUGGCCACAUAUUGUCAAUGUUUGCAACGUAACGACUCGUAUCUAACAAACUUAGCGCUCGACUAUUUGCCUGAAUUUGUUAUUCUGGCUCAAGAGCACAGAUCAAUGAUAUUGAAAAAGGCAUUUGAGAUCGGGAUUAUGGGAAACAAUAAUGUUAUCAAUAAUAUAUGCGAUUCAUUUGCAUUAAUUAACGCUCAAAUUGGUGUCUAA
Oppia nitens is the source of this 6055-nucleotide messenger RNA. RefSeq names its product integrator complex subunit 1-like (gene IntS1). Gene Ontology annotation, cellular component: integrator complex. Bases 11 to 6055 code for a protein of 2014 amino acids. Gene Ontology annotation, biological process: U2 snRNA 3'-end processing. The record is from RefSeq and is a predicted model, not a curated record. The transcript is spliced from 9 exons. NCBI's taxonomy places the organism in Eukaryota, Metazoa, Arthropoda, Arachnida, Sarcoptiformes, Oppiidae.